Molecule: messenger RNA, 1483 nt
Organism: Micromonas commoda
Lineage: Eukaryota; Viridiplantae; Chlorophyta; Mamiellophyceae; Mamiellales; Mamiellaceae
Exons: 6
Coding region: 127-1155 (342 amino acids)
Source: RefSeq, a predicted model, not a curated record
CGAAGAUACGAGAAGGUCUCGCUCACAUCUCUCUCCGCGGCCGACCCACGCCACGCAACGCACGUCGACCCGGUCUCGCUCCGGGUCACCACACGCACGAACUCCUAUACCCUCGGACCGGCCCACAUGGCCAACGCGGUCCUCGGAGAACACGUCAGCGAAGCGGAGAUGCCAAGCAAAGAAGGAUACGUCGAGGCGCAAGCCUUCGCGUCGGUGCACGACCUCGUUCAUCACGCCAUCCUCUCCCGCCCCGACCACAGGGCGAUACUCAAGGAGAUUUACGCAACCUGCGAGCGCGAGGGGCGCAUCGCGUACAAGCACGGCAAGGGCAGCAGGCUCCUGACCGCUAACGAGCACUGGAAGUCCCAGAUCAGACACGCGCUCUACACCUCCCCGAGGUUCAGACGCGUCGACGACGGCGAGGCUUGGUCCGUGUCAAACCCCGAAGCCAAGGCUCCGGAACCCGUCACGGUGCGCGUGUACCCCGGCGACGACGAGGCUGUCGCCGCGCAGCGCUCACACGAGCGCGAGGAGCACAAGCGAGAGAAGGCGUUGGCGGCGGCGGCGGCGCUAGCGGCGGCAGUUGACCUCCCUCAUCAACUCCCGCACAAGGCCUCCCGCGCCGUCUCCAACUCGCGCAAGAGACGGUUCAGCAACGCGUCGACUACGAGCGACGAUGUAAGCGACGACUCGCCGCACAAGCGCAACCGACGCGCGAGGCACCACGCGCAAGGACGCGCGCCACUCGCGGAGGUUGCCGAACUGGCGCAGACGGGGCAACCGACGAAUAACCCGUGGCGAAAACGCGACGACGAGGGUCGGCUGCACCGCGCGUUGCGGAGGGCGCGGGAAAACGACCGAGGGCUUCCCCGACUCGUCUCGCGCGACUCGUCCCCGGAGCCCGACGGCGAGCACGAGGCGACGAGGGACGACAAGCCCGUCAUCGUGAUGGUCGGGAACAAGCCCGUCGUGCCCAAGGGGAGGGAUAUCGCGCACAACAGGCGCAAACCGCUCGAGGGUCAUCGCGCGGCGAUGCCGUCGGGCGCCAUCCCGGAUGCGUGGAACUCCGUCAAGUGCGGCGCCGGGGCGAGCACGGGGUUCAUCUAUCACCCGUCCAACGAGUUUAUCACCUAUCACCUCGGACUCUCCGGCUGACGGAAGACGCAAAGAGACGAGAGACUUUCCAGCCGCGAGCGCGACGACUGCUGUACUACCGAACGACGAGACUGAGGACCAUUUUUUUGCAUGCAACCACCACCGAUUCUUUCUGCGAGGGGACGCGAAGGCGAGCUCUGGCGCGCGGCUCAUCCCCUGACGCAUCAUCACAACUGACAUAUUAUCGCGGGCCCCGCCCGUGAACGCGCGCGCUUUCACACAUGAUGACUGUAUGAUGACUGUAGACUAACCAUUCAUGACUUCAUGACAAAUAUUGUAAUCAUCUCACACGCACAAAUCGUGCAUCACGCCACCGUCGGUGGGCUAA